AUGGCUUCACCUCUAACACAACCUGGCGCCGAGCCAGCAGCAAAGACAGAGGCUCGCAACCAAACCAACGGGAAGAGGCCGUUCAAAGGAGGGCAUGAUGGACCAAGGGGAUGGGGAGGGAGCUCAAAAAAGAGAAUGCCCAAAAAGCAAAAGCCUGCCAAGGAGGGUUCGCAUGAGGAGGUCCUGAACCUCGACAUUGAAGCCUUGAUGGAGGAGAUGAAGCUGGCGGACAGCAGUUCUGCUCCCGAAUCGGAGGCUGGGCCUGAGACACUGCCACAAGAAGGAUCAGAGAUCGAGGUCGAAGUACUCAAGCUCUCGUCCACAGGCGAUGGCUUAGCAAGACAGCCAGGCUCAAAACGAAUUUACGUCGUGCCCUUUGCAAUACCCGGCGACACGGUCAAGGUAAAAGCUUACCGCCACCUACCUAAGGGAAACCACUCCGUUGCAGACUUCAUAUCUGUCGUGAAGCCAUCACCGCUCCGCGACGACAGCAGGAUACAGUGCAAGUACUUUACCAAAUGUGGCGGGUGUCAGUUCCAGAUGAUGGACUACGCAGAUCAGCUCAAGCACAAGAGGACCAUUGUUGAGCGCGCCUUCAAGAACUUCUCAGAUCUACCGCCAGAGCUGGUUCCCACCGUCCAAGACACCUUCGGCAGCCCGCUGCAGUACGGCUACAGGACGAAGCUGACGCCACAUUUCGACGGCCCGCCGGGCUUCGCGGGCAAAAGGCGCGGCGGCGCGAAAGAGAAGAAGGUGCUGCAGGAGAUGCCCGACAUCGGGUUCAUGCUCAAGGGCGGGCCGCGGCGCGUGCUUGACAUCGAGGACUGCCCGAUCGGGACGGACGCGGUGCGGCGGAAGAUGGGCCGCGAACGCGAGCGCAUGAGGGCCGAGUACAGCAACUACGAGCGCGGCGCGACCAUCCUGCUGCGCGAGAACACGACGCGUGUGGCCAAGGGCGACCCACUGCCUAACCCGCUGCCCCAGGACGCCGUGGUCGUUGAGCAGGACAGCCACACGGACAUCAAGACGUGCAUCACAGACAACAACGCCACGUCGACCGAGUACAUCGGCGACUUCACCUUCACCAACCGCGCGGGCGACUUCUUCCAGAACAACAACUCCAUCCUCAAGCCCUUCACCGAUCACAUCCGGGAGCACAUCCUACCUCCCGACUCCUCCUCCUCCACCCAGAAGCCCAUAAAGACCCUGAUUGACGCGUACUCAGGCUCAGGCCUCUUCACCAUCACGCUGUCUAAACUGUUCCCGGGCGGCAGUAUCGGCAUCGACAUCGCGGAUAAGUCGAUCGCGUUCGCGCGCGCCAACGCGGCGCUCAACGGGCUCGCCGAGGGCCGUCAGUGCACCUUCAUCGCGGCCGACGCGCCGCGCCUGUUCGAGUCGGUCGCCCAGUUCGACCCGGAUGAGACCGCCGUCGUGCUGGACCCGCCGCGCAAGGGCUGCGACGAGAGCUUCCUGCGCCAGCUGCUGGUGUUCGCGCCGCGGCGAAUCGUGUAUGUCAGCUGUAAUGUCCACACGCAGGCGAGGGAUGUCGGGGUGCUGGUUAGGGGCGAGGUGAGUGGUUUCAUGGCGGGUGGCGGUGGUGAGAAGGUCGAGGGUGAGGUCGGGGACAAUGGAGAGGCGAAGAAGAAGACGAGGUAUGAGAUUGAGAGUCUGAGGGGGUUCGACUUCUUCCCUCAGACGGGUCAUGUCGAGGGCGUGGCGAUUCUGAACAGGGUCGAUAGCUGA
Molecule: messenger RNA, 1743 nt
Organism: Diaporthe amygdali
Lineage: Eukaryota; Fungi; Ascomycota; Sordariomycetes; Diaporthales; Diaporthaceae
Product: tRNA (Uracil-5-)-methyltransferase
Exons: 1
Coding region: 1-1743 (580 amino acids)
Biological process (GO): tRNA processing
Molecular function (GO): tRNA (uracil(54)-C5)-methyltransferase activity, S-adenosyl methionine-dependent
Source: RefSeq, a predicted model, not a curated record